Amoebophrya sp. A25 is the source of this 2664-nucleotide messenger RNA. Lineage: Eukaryota; Dinophyceae; Syndiniales; Amoebophryaceae. The record is from the annotation of a GenBank genome assembly.
CAAGAACAAUUCGCAGGUAGUAAGUGAUUCCACACCUUGAUGAGAUGAGUUGGUCAGUAACAUCUUGUAGUGGUAGAACUUAUAUCUGCUAUAACUACUUCUCCACCUUGUUGUAGCUGUUUCUAGACGUAUAUUCCAACAUCUUUCCUUUCAUUUCCUUCUCUUCUUUCUUAGUUUUCAUCCAAGAAAGAGCAACAAGAUGGGGAAGAAUCAGCAUAGUAAGGACAAGCUGUACAUCAACCCGCAGGAGUAUGCGGAGAAUUGGGGUGGCUACAUGGAGAAGAUGCUCCCCUUCAAAAAGCUGCCAAUACAGUGUUGCGGCUUCAGUCUCCAAAAGUUCACAUCUCCGGUUUGCACCAAUACCGGAGAAGUCUACGAUGCAGAGAAUUUGAUUCCGUAUUGAUUUUCUUCUGGUUCCUUUGAUGAUGUUGUGGUUUUGUGAUUCUGAUUUUGUACAACAGGACGACCAAAUAUGGUCGUGUUGUAUUACUACCUCCUACGUACUGUACUAAUUAGAUUUUACAUGAAAUUUAGAUGAAAAUGCUGAUUUUCAUCUACCAACAUAUUUAUAUCUCCAGGUUCCUAAUCGAGCACAGUAAGAACCCCAUCACUGGAAUGACGCUGAGCAUCAAGCACUUGACGCCGAUGAAGAUCCGCCAGAACGAAACUGGCUCUUUCGUAGACCCGGUUACGGAGAAGGUGCUCCACGAAAAUGCCCACGUUGUUUGCAACUUGAAGAGUGGCGUUGUCUACCUGUACGACACUGUUCUGCAGAUGAACAAGAAAGCCAACAACUAUGAGGACUUGGUGUCUGGCGAAAAGUUCGAUUGGGCCACGCAUAUCGUCAGCAUCCAAGAUCCCACGAAGCCGGAAAAACGCGAUGUCACGCAGUUUUGGCACGUCAAGAACGCGCGUGAACUUGGCUUAGUGGACGCGGAAGGCAAUAUGCUGACGACUUUGGCGACAAGCAAACAAAAACUCAGCAAAAUAGGACUGAGCAAGGACAUCUUGAAAGUAGGAACGGGACCGUCAUCGUCGUCUUCGAGUAGUUCUUCCUCUGCAGCAGCAGGAGCAGGGCAGCAACUUGCAUUAGCAGCUGGUGGUGCAGGUCAAGAAGAUGCUGACUCGGUAGACACUUUUCUCGAGAAGCAUUCCGAGUUCAUCAAUCUGAAUCCGAGUUUGCGAGGAGCGCUGGUGGCCCAGAAGAAGCGGAUGGGCGAACUAGCAGAAGACCGAAAGGCGAAACAAGCGAAAGUAGACGCCGAAAACGCGAAGCUCGCAGAACGACAGAAAAGCAGAACGACACAUAAGCUCUUCACCACUGGCACAGCGGCGAGGGGAUUUACCAGUACCCGCAUGACGGCGCAAAUGCAGAAUGAGUAUCGAACGAAUACGGAUGCUGAAGAGCGACAGUUGCUGUACGAUAGAAUGCGACAAAGGGGUGGUGCUGGUGGAAAUAAACAAACACCUUCUUCUAGUACUACAGGUGGACCCAGUAAUUGGAAUUUCAAAAACCCCAAAGGGUACGUGAAAAUCAUCCUCGGGAUCGAGAAGGACAAGACCAAAUCCACGUUAGGAGCAGUCAAUGUCGAACUUCACGCAGACAUGGCGCCUCAUGCUGCUCACAACUUCCUGAGACAUUGCGAGUCUGGUUACUACACCGGGACCUGUUUUCAUCGACUAGUGUCGAACUUCGUCUUGCAGGGUGGCGACGGCGAAAAUGGUGACGGGACUGGUGGCGUGAGUGCUUUCGAAGAUGGACGUCCGUUUGCUGACGAGUUCGAUGCAAGGUUGCAAUUUGAGAAGCGAGGAACUCUAGCAAUGGCAAACCCGGGAAUCAAAGACCAGAACAAGUCACAGUUUUUUUUCACUCUACGAGACGAUUUGUCUGAGGUGUUGUUCAAGAAGCACACAGCGUUUGGACGCGUGGUGGGUAACUUUGCUUUGCUCGAGCAGAUCUCCAAUGACGUACCAACAGAGGGGAAGAAUGCGAGACCGAAACAUAAAAUCUUCAUAGAGAAGGUCGAAAUCUUUUCAAAUCCAUUUGUGGAAUUUUUAGAAUGGGAAGCAAAAGAAGAGGAGAAGGAAGCCAAAAAGAAGGACGCAGUGUGGUUCAACAACAGGAGAGACGUGAUGGCGACUCACGCGAAUCGAGGGAAGGAUGAGGUCGGAAAAUACUUCCAGAUAGACGCGACAAAGAAGAAAUCUGGCACCUCUUUGCUUAUGAACCUUCCAGCUGCUGGUCAAGGCAAUGGGUCUAAUGGAACGUCAACAUCUUCAACAUCUCUGAGUAGUAAGAAGAUCCUAAACCAGGUUGCCAGUGAUGCUGCGGUGCCAGGCGUAUCGACUAUGGAAGAGCUACAGAAGUCGUUGGGCCAACUAAGCAAGGAGGAACGAGAAUACGCCGCAGCUGCUAGAAAAAGGAACCAACAAGUGAAAGCUUUCACUUUUGAUGAUUGGUGACUGAGAUUCGUAGAGCUGGAGUACGGUAUAGCAGCCAAAACAGCAAAAACAACGAAGACUACCCUUUGCGUCCGCGACCUUGUGAUUGUUCCCUGCCACAAUCAAAGCCCUCGUUUUCCCACCAUAAUUGACCCAUGAAUACAGUUCUAUUCAUGAUGUCUAGUCGUCUCAGCAAGACAGUUAUCUGCCCUGCUAAUCUCC